Sesamum indicum (sesame) is the source of this 1720-nucleotide messenger RNA. Its product is annotated as protein trichome birefringence-like 25. Gene Ontology annotation, cellular component: Golgi apparatus. Gene Ontology annotation, molecular function: O-acetyltransferase activity. NCBI's taxonomy places the organism in Eukaryota, Viridiplantae, Streptophyta, Magnoliopsida, Lamiales, Pedaliaceae. The record is from RefSeq and is a predicted model, not a curated record.
UCACCCCCACAAGCCAUUUUAAUUCAGUCAUUUUCCAGAAAAGCUCACACUGAAUUUCUUGAAUCUCUUCUUGGAGUCAUCAUUUGAUUCCCUUUAAUUAUUUCUUUUUUGUGUUGCAGAGACCUUUAGUUUUUGUUCUUUUAUAUGUAUUAAGGUCUCAGUGACACAGUGAAGAAUGAAGCAACUGAGUGGUAAUAUUCAGAUGAAGACAUUUUCAUCAGUUUUGGUGAAAUUUGCUGUGUGUUUUCUGGUCUUGGGCCUUGCUUAUCGCCUCUUCUCGUCAAGUUUAUUUCAGUUCUCACCUGUUUUUGUGGGUAAUGAUGAGAAGCCCGGGUUGAGAGUGGACAAGACUAUGCCACCCCAGGUUGUGGCUGAGCCACCGCCUGAAAUCACUGAUGAUCCUUUUCUGAAUCUCGAUGAUCAUGCUCCAGAAAAUGUCACAGAAAAGUGCAACUUAUUUUUAGGAGAUUGGGUUCCUGAACCUAAUGGCCCAAUGUACACAAACACCACUUGCCAAACUAUUGAAGCCCCUCAGAAUUGUAUGAAGAACGGACGGCCAGAUUCGGAUUACAUCUACUGGAGGUGGAAACCAAGGGACUGCAAUCUACCCAAGUUUGAUCCAAACAAGUUUCUUAAUAUAAUGCGAAAAAAAUCAAUGGCCUUUAUCGGUGAUUCAAUUAUGCGUAAUCAUGUUCAGUCGUUGCUCUGUAUGCUCUCAAAGGUCGAGAAAGCUGUAGACAUCUACCAUGAUGAAGCAUACAGAAACAGAAGAUGGUCUUUCCCCUCAUACAAGUUCACUGUCUCAUUGUUCUGGUCGCCUUUCCUCACCAAAGCGCAUACUUUCGAGGAUGAUAACGGAGUUUCAACGGGCUUAAUCCAGCUUCAUCUUGAUGAGCUGGACACAUUAUGGACAAAGCAAAUCGAGAAUCUUGAUUAUGUAAUAGUUGCUGGAGGAAAAUGGUUCCUCAAAUCUGCACUCUACUAUGAGAACAACACUUUGGUGGGCUGCCAUAACUGUCACAAUGCAAACAUAACUCAGCUGGGAUUCCAGUAUGCCUACAGAAAAGCCAUAAACUCAGUGUUGAAAUUCAUCAUCUGCUCAAAGAAGAAGGCGUUCACGCUGUUCAGAACUUUGGUUCCCGAUCACUUUGAGAAUGGAGAGUGGAAUACAGGUGGUUAUUGCAACCGAACGAGACCAUUCAAAGAGGGGGAGAUUGAGAUUAAUGAUACAGAUGAAAUUAUGAGAAGAGUUGAACUUGAAGAAUUUCAGAGCGCAGCAGCAGAAAUAGGGUCGGCAAACUCAAUGAAUUUGGAGCUAUUUGACGCAACGCUUUUGUCGCUCCUGAGACCUGAUGGUCAUCCGGGGGUUUACCGGCAAUUCCAUCCUAAUGCCAGGAUAGACAAACAUGCAAAGAUCCAGAAUGACUGUUUACAUUGGUGCUUGCCGGGGCCUAUAGACUCUUGGAAUGACUUGAUGCUGGAAAUGCUUCUGAAAGACAAAAACUGAUGAUGGUUGCUGUUGCACCUGAAAGUUCUUGUACAACUUUGCUUAUGGUUCUUAGUCUUCUCCUUCCUCACUUCUUUAGAUGAGGAAAUAGCAUUAAUGGUAGCACUGUAUAAGCAUUAUGUACAAAUGUUUUCUAAGAUGUCAAAGCAUUGUCACCCUUGUAAAAGAGUGUACAGAUUCCGGGCUAAGAAGAAAAGUUGCUUUUAAAGCGUA